UAAAGCUUGUAAGGUUGCUGUACUUGUUCCUAAUGAAAUUUGUCUCGAUACCUCGAGAGAUACAUCGUUCUUUGCCGUAUUGAUAAUUUCCAUUUUAGGAAAUCGUAUUAUUAGCUAGUAUGCUUUACAAAGGACCACGAAAAUCGGGAUUUGCUUCACUCAAAACAAUUAUUUUAUUUGAAACUGCAUUGUUCACGGCAUCAGCCACAUUUUGGUUUACUUUAAGUCUUUCUCCAGAUUGCAGAUAUUUUCUGUAUAAACAUAGUCCAAAAAUACUAGAAGGUUAUUACAUGUUUGAAGAACAGGCAGGUAGAGGAAACAUCAAAUUGUCAGAUUUACAAUCUUGGCAACAUCGACAAAAUGAAAGUGAAAUCUUAUGAAGUUUAUAAAACUUCCAACAUUUUUGAUAGGUAGUGACGGUUUAAGAUAUUCUUCAAAAAUUGAUUCUUCUAAAAACAAGCUUUUACCUCAAAGCCUUUAAAUAUAAAAUUCUUAGAUUCUUAAAAUAAAGUACUAGUGAAGAUAAAUUUGUUAUUGAAAUUAACAAACAUCCCAAGUUUAAUGAAAUACAAGAUAUAACUUUGAAACAGUUCGCAUUGAAAGUACAGUAUGGAUCCUCCAACUUUAAUAGAAGGUAGUUUACCAGAUCGUAUUAGCAAAAGAGAUCGUGAAAGAAAAAAUAUUAUUGAAAGACGAAGAGAAGAAAGGCAAUCAUUGGCUGUUGAAUCUGAACAAAGUAGUUAUUUUAAGGACACAUUUUAUUCAUCGUGCAAAAAAAUUAAAGAAAUGUUAGAUGAUGCACCUAGUGCACCUACAUCAGCUCUUCCUGGAAUAUUUGAUAAAGCAAAUAAAGAAAUCCAAACACUUAAAAAUUAUUUAUCACAAUCAAAGAUGUUUUUAAAAGUUUAUGAUAUUAGAAGAGCACAAGAAAAUUUACAAUUAUUAGAAAAUGAAACUUCUGAUUUGGAAAUGAAAUUAUUACCUAAAAAGAAAUUUGGUUUUAAAAAUCGAAGAGUUGUGAAGAAAACAUCUGAUAAAACACACGAUAUGACAGAUGGUUUAAAGGAUUUAAAAAUAUCAGAAGGAAUUGUAAAUGGUUCAGCAAAACAGAAUUAUAAAUUAUCAAGCAAAUAUGGAGAUAGUACGUGUAUGCUGUUAGGGAAAAUUGAUGAACAAGUAGUUUUGGAUGCUGAAAAUGUGAAUAAGAAUGAUAUUCUACUUUCUGAUUUAAUUCACUGUACAGUACGAAUUUAUGGCACACCUAGUACUUUGCACAUGGUAAACUUAAAACAAUGUACUGUAUUAGUUGGACCAGUAACAUCAUCUGUAUUUGCACAUGACUGUAGCGAAUGUGUAUUUGCUUUCGCGUGUCAGCAACUUCGUCUACAUUCAUCAACUGAUUGCACUAUUUAUUCACAUGUUACAAGUAGAUCAAUUAUAGAAGAUUGUACAAAAAUACAUGUAGCACCUUAUAACUGGUCUUAUGAAGAUCAAGCAAACCAUUUCAAUUUAGCUGGGCUUGAUCCAAAAAUAAAUAACUGGAAUUGUGUUGAUGACUUUAACUGGUUAUCUAAUGAAAAACAUUCGCCAAAUUGGAGCAUUUUAGAACCUGAAUUGCGUGUAAAAAGUUGGGAUUAAUAAAUACAAAAAAAAAAAUAAGUCAUAACGUCUAAAAUUCAGUUCUCAAAAUACCAUUUUUUCAAUAUUAGAUACUUAUUUUGUUAUAUAAAUUCUUUAUGUGCAUACUCUG
Eufriesea mexicana is the source of this 1750-nucleotide messenger RNA. RefSeq names its product Tubulin-binding cofactor C (gene TBCC). Gene Ontology annotation, biological process: post-chaperonin tubulin folding pathway; tubulin complex assembly. Gene Ontology annotation, molecular function: tubulin binding. The transcript is spliced from 3 exons. The coding region runs from base 610 to 1638 and encodes 342 amino acids. NCBI's taxonomy places the organism in Eukaryota, Metazoa, Arthropoda, Insecta, Hymenoptera, Apidae. Gene Ontology annotation, cellular component: cytoplasm. The record is from RefSeq and is a predicted model, not a curated record.